Triticum aestivum (bread wheat) is the source of this 1439-nucleotide messenger RNA. RefSeq lists its product as uncharacterized. The record is from RefSeq and is a predicted model, not a curated record. Bases 321 to 1358 code for a protein of 345 amino acids. The transcript is spliced from 2 exons. NCBI's taxonomy places the organism in Eukaryota, Viridiplantae, Streptophyta, Magnoliopsida, Poales, Poaceae.
ACAUACAUGAAUUUUCUUUCUUGUUUAGCGGGGCCGUGGGGUGAUAUAAGGAGUUUGAGACAAACAAAAUCCUUGCAAAUUUGGCAUCCCGAAACUGACGAGUUUUCGUUCACCCUGCCCACCGCGAAAGGCCACCGAAUCGCCCCCUCCCUCUAGAGGUCCAGCCCGCUUGCCGCGCCGGCUCCGGCGCCGAGUUCCCCACACGUCCAAACCCCUAGUCACAGGGGCAGUCUGCGCGUUGGUCAGGGGAGAUUCUCCGAUUCGCCGUCCCUAUCGAAUCGCGCCACCGCGAGAGAUCUGGUAAGAAAUUGGGUUUCAUCAUGGAGCAGGAUGCCCUGCUGGCUUAUUCUCAGCAAGCGAAGCUACCCUUGGCUCUGUUUAUUUUUGAAAGCAACAAGAAGAAGCAGCUCCUGUUUGACCCCUCCACCAAGAAGAUCCGUGGCAUAAUCAGCGCGGCGUUCGCAGAUGCCACCUGCGUGUUCGAGAAUGGCGGGUGGCUGCUCAUGCUCCAGCACAAGCAACUUGGUUUCCAGGAGCAGAAAGAGCAGACCAUCUUCCUUGUGCAUGCCAGCACCGGCAGGAGGCUGGAGCUGCCGGCGUGCUCUUCUGUCAUUGACGGGCCCUUUGUUUUCUACGUCGGCUCCAGUGAGGUGCCUCUGGUCGUCGCGUGCAUUGAGACCAUCUCCGGGGUUCCAACCGUCCAUGUUGCCUGCCCUGGAGACAUUUACUGGAGCGUCUACAAGAACAUGGAAGAUUGCAUGCACCUACCGCUGGAUCCACACAGGCGCAUCAAGUGCACCCUCAUUAUCGAUGCCGUCUUGCUCGGGAAGCAGGCCGUCUGCGUCGACUACCAUGGGAAGAUCUUGAUCUUCGACGUCACGGAGAUGAGCUGGAGGAGGACCGCUCUUUCAAAGAGGUGGAACGAAAGGGAUGCUCACUUCCUUGUGGCAUCCGGUGAAAAUGUUGUGCUCAUCUCGUGCCGUCGCUUUCGUGGACGGUUCUGUGAUUUCAAGUUCUUCAAGCUGGAUGCUGAAGCACUGGAGUGGUCGCCUCUAGAUGACGCAGAGCUUGAUGGUUGCAGCUGGUUUCUUUACAGAGGCCGCUCCAUCCUUGCGAGGGAGGAAGGCAAGAGGAAAGUCUACACCUUCUAUCCAAGCCAGUGGGGUGGCUCGACGCCGAUUGAUGCCGACAGCUCGAGGAAGAGGAAGGUAGCCCAUAUGAAGUCAUUGUCUUCCAAAGAGAAGUCGGUUACGAAUAUAUUCAUGCAUGAUUUAGAAGAUGGCGUCGUCAGGAAGGUUCUCCCGGCUUCAAUUGUGACCGAGGAACGGCAUUGGCUUCGGUCUAGUGUCUUUGGUUGAUCAUUUCAGUAAUCGUAUGUAAUAAAAUAUGUUGUCUCAAGUUGCAUUACGAAACUUGAGUACCAACACAAACUUGCAAAU